AUGCACUCUCUCAGCUAUGAUUCAAACUCUGGAAUCACCAGCCUCGUGAAAAGUCUGGUCGCCCAACUUUUGAUGUCUUAUCCGGAGUUUGGGCUACAAACAGUCAACCAAAUCUCACAAGAAGAUGCAGAAAGUAUCGAUAUGCUUUGCCAAAUCUUCCAGCGCCUAAUUUUCCACCUGCCCCCCGACGUCAUAGUCUUCUGUCUUAUCGACGCAGUCACCAUUUAUGAGACUUCUUCCUCCCACAUGAAGGACUGCGAAGUAGUGUUCAGCCUACUUAUCGAUAUUGUGAAGCAGACUCAAGACUACGGCUGUGUGUUUAAACUGAUGUUCACCAACCCUCAAAAUAGUGACCGAUUUUACAAGCUUGUACCUGACCAAGCAAGUAAUGUUGUCUGGAUUCCAGGCCGAGUACCUCGGACAGGAGGACUUACACUUGGAAUUGCGAAAAUGCGAGGGCUUUUUCACGAAAGUUGA
Penicillium nucicola is the source of this 477-nucleotide messenger RNA. RefSeq lists its product as uncharacterized. The transcript has a single exon. The coding region runs from base 1 to 477 and encodes 158 amino acids. The record is from RefSeq and is a predicted model, not a curated record. Lineage: Eukaryota; Fungi; Ascomycota; Eurotiomycetes; Eurotiales; Aspergillaceae.